Molecule: messenger RNA, 3572 nt
Organism: Onychostoma macrolepis
Lineage: Eukaryota; Metazoa; Chordata; Actinopteri; Cypriniformes; Cyprinidae
Gene: akap10
Product: A kinase (PRKA) anchor protein 10
Exons: 15
Coding region: 256-2190 (644 amino acids)
Biological process (GO): intracellular protein localization
Cellular component (GO): plasma membrane
Molecular function (GO): protein kinase A binding
Source: RefSeq, a predicted model, not a curated record
CAUUUGUCGAGCCUUUUCCCAUAAUUCCAGCAGCAGCGCUGUGCCGCAGACACUCCGGAAGUGAGGCGUUUAUUGACAAUAUGGCGACCGGGCCAGCUGAGAGGGGACUGGACGUUUUUGGGUUUUGCCAGUGACCGCAGAUGUGGAUGAUCAAAGCAAAAGCUGUGCGCGACAGAGUGUUAUGAAUGAAGGGACUCGGGAGCUGUCGGGAUGUUGUCUCUGAGCUGAGCCAGUCUUCACAGCGUCAGAUUCAUCAUGUCGUUCUUCAGGCGGAAAGCUAAAGGAAAGGAACCUGAGAGACCAGCAGAUGCCAAAGCCAGCAAAGCCCAAGUGUCGCCCCACUCCCCCUCUCUUAGCGGCCGUAACCAUCAUGCUAUCCUGGAGGCAGCGGGACCCAGCCAUGUGGCCAUCAAUGCUAUCUCAGCCAACAUGGACUCCUUUGCCCGUGGCCGGACUGCUAUCCUCAAAAAACAGCCGAGCCACAUGGAGGCAGCACACUUUGGAGACUUAGGUCGCUCCAGUGUCAACUACCAGGUUCAAGAGACUCGGUCUCGGCUUUCUAAAACCGUAGACCAGAUCUUGCGGGAUAAUGUGGCCAUGCCCUACUUCAUACAGUCUAUGGAGACCCGCUCAGCUGAGCACCUGGUCCGCUUCUGGCUUGAAGCUGAGAGCUUUCGAUCCACCAGCUGGUCUAGGGUCAGAGCGCACAGCCUCAACUCAGUCAAACACAGCACCUUGGCUGAGCCUGCGACUGCCCUGGAAUCCCCCGACUCACCAGACUCCCCAGACGACCCCAGCAGACCCUCAACUCUGGAUGAGAGGGAUGAAGAGGACACUUUCUCCUCCCGGACUUCCUCCAGACCUCACACCCCCAGCCCCCAAGACACUAACUUUCAUACCGGGGCUCUGAUUGGUCACCGGAACUCUGUUAGCUCAGAGGGGGCCACCCGUCCUGGGACUCCCCACCUGCAGCCCAGCCUAAGAUCAGAGACACCCACCAGACAGCCCUCCUCCAAGACAGGCACUCCAGUUAAAGGCCAGUCUACUAGUGGCCUCUCUGACAAACUUAUGAAAAGUAUAGAGAGAGAUGCGGUUAACAUUUUCACUAAGUACAUAUCUCCAGAUGCUGCUAGGCCGAUUCCCAUCACUGAACAGAUACGCAACGACAUUGUGGCGAAAAUCUGUGGGGAAGACGGACAAGUGGACCCAAACUGCUUUGUCAUUGCACAAUCUGUUGUGUUCUCCAUCAUCGAACAACAGCACUUUAGUGAGUUCUUGCGGAGCCAUUAUUUCUGUAAGUACCAGAUUGAGGUGCUGACCAGUGGUUCUGUGUUCCUGGCGGACAUCCUGUUUUGCGAGUCAGCCCUCUUCUACUUCUCUGAGUACAUGGAGAAGGAGGAUGCAAUGAAUGUGCUGCAGUUCUGGCUGGCUGCAGAAAACUUUCAAGAUCAGUUGGCUGCCAAGAAAGGCCAGUAUGAUGGACAGGAAGCCCAGAAUGAUGCCAUGAUUCUCUAUGACAAGUAUUUUUCACUCCAAGCCACAAAUCCAUUGGGUUUUGGUGACUCUGUACGGAUGGAGAUUGAAUCCAAUAUCUGUCGAGAAGGCGGACCUCUCCCAAACUGCUUCAACACUCCACUAAGACAGGCCUGGACCACCAUGGAAAAGGUUUACAUGCCAGGCUUUCUGUCAAGCAACCUUUACUAUAAGUAUUUGAGCGACCUUAUCAACUCCGUACGGGUGGAUGAGUUUACUGGAGGAAAUGCCAACACUCCGAGCCAGGGCUGGACCCAUGAGGUCGACCGCAACUCAAGCGUCACGGAAGGGUCACAAGCCCAGUUGCAGCAAGGUACUAAAAAAGCGGCUGUCAAGAUCCUGAAGAACUUCGAUGAGGCGAUAACGGUGGACAUCGCCAGUCUGGACCCUGAGUCUCUCUACCAGAGACCAUAUGCUGGAAGAAUGACCUUUGGGAAGGUGAAUGAGCUGGGCCAGUUCAUCAGAGAGGCUGAGCCAGAGCCAGAUGUGAAGAAAUCCAAGGGUUCCAUGUUUUCUCAAGCAAUGAAGAAAUGGGUGCAAGGAAACUCAGAUGAGGCACAAGAAGAGAUGGCAUGGAAGAUUGCAAAAAUGAUCGUCAAUGAUGUCAUGCAGCAGGGACACCAGGGAAGCCCUGAAGUGAAGGCAACAAAACUAUGACCCUCUCGUUAAGUGUGGAAGCAGCUCCUACCCUCCCUCCUGUCGCCCUCUGCAUAAUGACUGGAGAAGCAAACGACCUGAAGAUGAACUCAGAGCUGAACUGCAUUAACAUAUCAGUGAGGACCUUGAAAGAGGCAUUCCAUGACUUCCUGCAUGUGUUUGUGUGUGAGAGCGUGAGUGUUUAGAUAUGCACACUACUAGCCAAAAUAUGUUUUCCGCCCCAUCCACCCCAUCAUUUCUAGCGCUCAGAAGGAAUUCUGUUUAUUAUUUGAAGAGGAGCGAAAAGAGUUUAAAUACAGACAUGAAUAAACCCGUAAACAAAACAAGCGGGAUCUAUUGCACAGCAUACGAACAGAACAAAAUUUCAGAACAAAACUGAAAGAACACAGAAAAAUUUCAGAAAGUACCUGCUGUUGCGUUUAGUUGUUACCAUGUCGGCCAACAGGAAGUGCACAAGGAAUCUGAACGGGAACUACAAAGUGGCUGUGACUUAAAUAUUUCCUUCCUCAUCUUAAUUCUUAUCUCACACUUCUUUUAUCUUUCUUUUUCAUUCACUUUUUUUAAAGAGUGGCUAUGAAGUGCUUAGGCCCUUUUUUAGUACAAAUAAACAGAUAAACAGAAAUGCAUAAAUACCCAAGGUGGCUAUGUACAGUUUUAUUUACAGAUUAUUGGUAUGCCAUAGUGGAUGAAAGUCAGCCAGUGUCAGAGACUGUUCUGUCCCUCUCUCAUGGAGCUGAAGUGACUGAUGUUACAGUUCAAACUGGAAUGGGAACUAAUGAACUUGGGCCUGGAAAAUGUUCCCUGACUGCAGAACUCCCUCUAGAACCCUGUCCAGAUCUGAUUCUAGACUGUAGAGAUAUAAAAACUGAACUGCUAGGGCAAUGUUUAUCCCCGUUCUGUAUAAAUGUGGAUUCCUGGUUUACCGCCAUAUAUUAAUGUUAGUUCUUUUUAUGGUGAUUGUCUUUUUUUUUUUUUUUUUUUUGUAUGAUAUGUCAAACUCUGUCUAAGCAAAUCUCAAUGAUGACUGUUCCUUUUGAAACGUGUACUUGGACAUGAAGUUAUUGCUUUGGACCUCAUUGAGAUGUGGACGAGAAACAGGAAAAAGACUUUUGGUACUAUGUACCACUAAUAUGUUUUCUGACAUAUAUGUGUACUUAAUCUAUAAUAUAUUUAAAUGUGUUUGAUUUAAAUACAUAUAUUGUUGAAACGUCUCUUGAUGCAGUCUUUGUGUUUUGUUUUUGUUCAUGGGUCCGAUUGAACAAAGAGUUUUACAGUUACCCGUGUAGGCAGAAUAUUAUUGAUUUGCACUUUGAAAUUGGAUUUGUGCUAAUGUAUUGAGCAUAACUCAAAUAAAAUGAAUUCCAACAAAAUAAGAAUCCUAU